CAACAUAAAGGCUUACACCCAGCUUUGGGCCUAAUUAGUUCACUUAGGGCCCUUUAUAAAGAGCUGGUAGGGAGACUGGAAGGGACAGACACUCACUGAGAAGUCACCAGAUCAACAGGAUAGCAGCAGCAGCAGCAGCCGUGGAUCCCUAAAGUUGACCUGCUGCCACACCAGAACAAAUCAAUUUGAAGAUUAUCUGCUUUUCUGAGAAUGCCACACUUAAGUGACUGCAGUUACUACACAAUGCGGGAUGCAACCAGAGCUUCAAAUGUACAGAGCCACCUGGAGAACUCCAAGUUCCAUCUCCACCAGAGCCAGAAUCAGCCCGUGAAGCAGUACCUGACGCUGGGCUCCAAGCUGGCCUCCUCGGCCGCAUCAGGCCACGCCGUGACACAUCCGCACACCCCUGGCCAGACACUCGCCACCGUGCCGAUCAUGAGGAACGGACACAUGCCCCCUGUCAGUGACAGCAGUAACCCCAACAGCCCUGUUACCCUGCUUACGAUGGCCAAUCAUGACAGUGAGUUUCCAAUGGAUGAAGUUAUUGAUGACCUAAUUAGUCUUGAAUCCGGUUUCAAUGAUGGAGGCUUGGAUUGCAUGGAGCCUAACAUCAUAAUGCAAAACAAUGUGUCUCUCAGCAGCAGCAUGUUGGACGUCUAUGGGGGUGAACAAGGUAUGAACGCCCCUAAUGGUGGACUGAGUCCUACAUCUAACCCUACAAAGCUCACUGUAAAAAGGGAAUACACAGAACUCGACACAAGGGUGAUGGCCAAAGAGAGGCAGAAAAAAGACAACCAUAAUUUGAUUGAAAGAAGGCGACGAUACAACAUCAACUACAGGAUUAAGGAGCUUGGAACACUCAUACCAAAAUCGAAUGAUCCCGACAUGCGGUGGAACAAAGGCACCAUCCUCAAGGCCUCGGUGGAGUACAUAAGAUGGCUGCAGAAGGAGCAGCAGCACGCCCGGGAGCUGGAAAGCCGUCAGAAGAAGCUGGAGCAAGCCAAUAGGAGGCUGCUCCUGAGGAUCCAGGAGCUUGAGAUUCAAGCACGAGCUCACGGGCUACCAAACAUGGCCACAGCCUUGGGGACGGUCGAACUUUCCUCCCACCUACUCAAACAACAACAACAACAACAACAGCAGCAGCAGCAACAGCAACAUCAGCAGCAGCAAUCAUCUCCCCAGGCCCAGCAACCUCAGCAGCCAACUCUCUACCAAGAGGACAUCAACAACGACUACCUCCAGAGGAUAGCUGCGGCAUCUGGCGUGCCAUCCACCGCCACCGUCAGCGGGCCGCAGGAUCACAUUAGUGGCACUGACGCCUGCACCACCUUCUCCGACCCGCUGUCCCAUUUCACAGACUUCUUCACCACCACGCUUAAGGAGGAACACCAGCUGGAUGAGAUCCUGAUGGAUGACCCGCUGUCGCCGUUUGGCACCGAUCCGCUCCUCUCGGCCGGCUCCCCCGGAGCUGCAUCCAAGGACAGCAGCCGCAGGAGCAGCUUCAGCUCUGCCGAGGGUGAUGACCUAUAAGGGUGCCCUCAGUCUCUUUAUCACCUAUAAUCCCUGUCGGUAAAGGGCAUCCACGUGGCCUUUAAAUGACUGAGCGAUGGCUCCGAGCAUACAUUUAAGACUCCUACUAGGGUUGCAAGUAAUUUAAACGACAGCUGACAGCACUCCUUUAAAGUGCCACCUGUGCAUUAAGCGUGUAGUCCUUGUCGAUCAGUUGAGUGUUGAAGCUACAGAACACUGACGUUCGCCAAAGCUGAGCGGGAACAGAAACAUCCUGUGAGCACACCACGGACCGGCUGCUCUUUUUUAACUUUACUACAGAACGUUUCAACUAUUCUCUGCCUCCCAGACACAGCUGAAAAAGACUUAUAAGAAAAAGGGAGACAAUUAUAAGUACAUAAUGUUAAUGACUACUGUUUUUUUAAACACACUGUGGUGGCCACACACUGUAACAUAUGCAAAAUAACCACUAAAAACAUACCAAAGGUGUUUCCUUUCAUGAAAGCAUUAAUUCUUUACAAAAGAUCAUGUUAAUACGUUGCAGAUGGUUGCAUUAUUUGAUGUGCCUUAUUUGACCAGUACUGACGUACUCACCCCAAUGCCUAACACGUCCUCAUCAGUGUCUUUGAAAUGUUUUUUGUUUGAAAUGU
Messenger RNA from Neolamprologus brichardi, 2159 nucleotides. RefSeq names its product transcription factor EC (gene tfec). The record is from RefSeq and is a predicted model, not a curated record. Gene Ontology annotation, biological process: regulation of transcription by RNA polymerase II. Lineage: Eukaryota; Metazoa; Chordata; Actinopteri; Cichliformes; Cichlidae. Gene Ontology annotation, molecular function: DNA-binding transcription factor activity, RNA polymerase II-specific; protein dimerization activity; RNA polymerase II cis-regulatory region sequence-specific DNA binding. Gene Ontology annotation, cellular component: nucleus.